Molecule: messenger RNA, 995 nt
Organism: Bacillus rossius redtenbacheri
Lineage: Eukaryota; Metazoa; Arthropoda; Insecta; Phasmatodea; Bacillidae
Gene: Lint-O
Product: sterile alpha motif domain-containing protein 13
Exons: 5
Coding region: 266-727 (153 amino acids)
Biological process (GO): negative regulation of DNA-templated transcription
Cellular component (GO): nucleus
Molecular function (GO): chromatin binding; histone binding
Source: RefSeq, a predicted model, not a curated record
AGGCGCGCAACCGGCGCGGCCAGAACGAGAAGUUGUUGUGGUGCCGGGGCUGCACCCACAAAGGUACUCUUCAGCAAACAAAUGUUCCGGUAAUACAGUAUUUACAGUUUUAGUGUUCGGAAGAAUAAAUGAAGCUUUGCCAGUUGGUGUUUUAAAUGUUCACCCGUCGUGUGCAAACUUGAACGAAUCUGCGCCACCAGCGAACUGGCUGUGCUCUCGUUGCAAGACUUGCAGCAUUUGUUCUGGGACUUCAGAAUCUGGGGGCAUGGUGGUGUGCUGUGGUUGCGACGAGGGAUUCCACUUGAGCUGCCAUUCGCCGCCGCUGCCAGAACAGGUCACCAUCGCCAAGUGGUUUUGUUCCGGCUGCUCAACCGCCUUCUUCAAGCAGAAGACUGAAGCAGACGUGCCGGAGACCUGCGCCUUGGACACGGUGAAGGCCAAGAUCGGCAGCGAGGGAAAGCUGGACGAUGACGAGAUAGACGACAGCGUGCCGGACGCGUCGUGCUGGAGCGUGGACCAGGUGUACCGCUACCUGUCAGACCAGGGCUUCCCCGAGGAGGCUGCCAUUCUGCGGCACCACGGAAUCGAUGGACCUUCGUUGCUGCUCAUGAAGAGAGAUGACGUAUUGAUCGAGCUGUCGUUAAAACUUGGCCCGGCAUUGAAGCUCUACAAGCAGGUCAAGAAGUUGCAAAUCAGACGAAGCGAAGAGUACUUUUUCUGGCCAUAGUUUUACAUUUGAAAAAAAAAAAAAAAAAAAAAACAACUAAGAUAGUCAUGUUAAUGCCACAGAGACAUUAUUUAAACAUAUGAGCAAAGCUGUGCUUAUUGUCAACCCAAUGAAGGCAGUGAACAUUAAGUCCAGAUGCAAAUGUGAAGUGCCACAUUGUGGUGGUAUUUUACGAGCCUAAAUCAGGCGGUGAACUGUAAUUGUGUAAAUAGCUUUCAGAGUGUAAAUAGCAUACAUUAUUUUUAUAAUAAAAAUGAAUUGCUGUCCA